CUCUUUCUCUCCUCCUUCUUUCUUCAACCAUCUCCCUUCUCUUUUACAUCUGAGUCUGUUUCUUUACUAACCCUUCUGUGAUCCCCAUUGAGUUCAUUCAUAUCUCAGUGAUGAAGUUUUUCAAUCAAAUCCUCUGUCUCUCCCUUUUCCUUUCCAUUUCCCUGUCCUUUGCUCAGACAUGUUCCAAAUACAAAUUCUCCAGCAACAAUGUCUUUGACUCCUGCAACGACCUCCCUUUUCUUGAUUCUUUCCUCCAUUACACUUACGAUUCUUCCACUGGGAGCCUCCACAUCGCUUAUCGCCACACCAAGCUCACCUCUGGCAAAUGGGUGGCUUGGGCUGUGAACCCUACGUCUACGGGCAUGGUGGGAGCUCAAGCCAUCGUGGCUUACCCACAAUCAGACGGCACCGUCAGGGUUUACACUUCCCCCAUCAAAAGCUACCAGACGAGUCUACAAGAGGGUGAUCUGAGCUUCAACGUCUCUGGUUUGUCUGCAACUUACCAGAACAAUGAGAUUGUUGUGUUGGCAAGUCUGAAGCUUUCACAGGAUCUGGGUAAUGGUGGUACCAUUAACACACUGUGGCAAGAUGGGUCAAUGUCUGGGAACAGUGCUCUGCCUCAUCCAACUUCUGGCAACAAUGUUCGCUCCAUGUCCACUCUCAAUCUGGUCUCUGGUGUUUCAGCAGCUGCGGGUGGAGCUGGAGGAAGUUCCAAGCUUCGCAAACGCAACAUUCAUGGAAUCUUGAACGCUGUGAGCUGGGGAAUAAUGAUGCCAAUAGGGGCAAUCAUUGCUCGAUACUUGAGAGUGGCCAAAUCAGCAGACCCUGCUUGGUUCUACAUUCACGUUUUCUGCCAGGCUUCUGCCUACAUCAUCGGCGUUGCCGGAUGGGCUACUGGUCUCAAACUUGGUGGCGACUCACCUGGGAUUCGGUAUAGCACCCACCGUUCUAUCGGGAUCGCGCUCUUCUCUCUAGCAACAAUUCAGGUGUUUGCUAUGUUUCUGAGGCCAAAACCAGAGCACAAGCACAGGCUCUACUGGAACAUUUACCACCACACUAUCGGCUACACGAUAAUCAUCCUAGGGGUGGUGAAUGUUUUCAAAGGGUUAGGCAUAUUGAGUCCCAAGAAGCAGUGGAAAGAUGCUUACAUCGGUAUCAUUGUUGCUCUUGCCAUUGUGGCCACCCUCCUUGAAGCCUUCACUUGGUACGUAGUCAUUAAGAGAAAGAAACUGGAGGCUAAACCGGCUCAGCAUGGAGCAUCCAACGGGGCUCGGUCUCAGUAUGCUUAAGACUAGCACUAGACUUGCUUAUUUUUCUAUGUGCAUAGAGAGAGUGAUUUAUAUGUUUUAUCCGCUUAUCUAUCCAUUUUCAGUAGGUUUAACGCCUGGUUCCCAUAUGCAUUUAUGAUUUUUUUGCAUUCAGGAUGUAGGAUUUAUAAUGGCAUUUCAUUUGAUCCAAACUAAA
Messenger RNA from Capsella rubella, 1464 nucleotides. Its product is annotated as cytochrome b561 and DOMON domain-containing protein At4g17280. NCBI's taxonomy places the organism in Eukaryota, Viridiplantae, Streptophyta, Magnoliopsida, Brassicales, Brassicaceae. Bases 111 to 1289 code for a protein of 392 amino acids. The transcript has 3 exons. The record is from RefSeq and is a predicted model, not a curated record.